AUGUGGCAGAUGGAAGGGCAGGGGCAGCUGAGCGGAUCCCCUCAACACGGUGCAGCAGUUCGUGGCGGCGCUCGGGGCGGGGGGCGCGGGGGCUGCGGGGCUGCGGGGGGCGCGGGGGCUGCGGGGGGCGCGGGGGCUCCCGCUGUGUCGAGAGCCUCGGACACCGAGAGCUACAGCCGCUUCCUGUCGCUGCUCCUCGUGUGUGUCCCUCCGGACACCAAACCCCUGAGCCCCGCCGCCAGCUACCAGCAGCUCUCAGCUCAGAGUGAUGUGGUUCUGCGAGUAAUUCAGAGGAUUUGUGAGAAAGGCAAAAAAAAUGUUCUAGCCUUUGGUUACGCCAACGUAACGGAAACCAGCUCCAUGUCCGUCAGGUUUGCUCCCAACCUAUGUAGUUACCAACCAAAUCCUACUACAGUUACAAUCAAGAACAGUAUAUUGUGGAAAACGUUGCUGAGCAGAAUCGGUGACGAUGUAAUGAUGUACCUGUUAGAACAUUGCUCUCUCUUUAUGCUGGUAAAACCAAGCUGUUGCUAUCAGCUGUGUGGCGUUCCCAUCUACAGCCUCAUCACCGCUGGCACCAGGCUGCCUGCUUUGUGGCUCAGAAGGAGACCAAUCCGAGCUCGGUUCAAUAUUUUGCUGAAGAUUGUUCAGAAGAGAAUCCGAUUUCACAAGGGGUUCCUGCUAAAGAGAAAGAGAAGAACUUUGGUGGAUAGGGAUAGCUGCCUGGAUGCAAGAGGAACCACUGAAUGCAACAAACAAAAAUGGACACAAAUAGUAAGUGUACACACUCGCAAACCUGCAAAGAGAGCUAAACUUGACACGGAUAUUGCCAAAGACACACCACGGGAUGUAUCCAGCACGGGAACAAAGGUUACUGAAGUAAGGCCGCUAAAAAGACUUCUCCAUGAUGAGGACAAAGCAGAAUCUCCAGCAAAAAAGGUAAAACGAGACAGAUCGCCAGAGGGUGCGAUCCCUCAUUCCACCCCACCCGAGAUAUUGUCUGCAGGAAAUAAAAUGAACGAGUCUCCUGAGAAAGUGGAGGUAUCUGACAGCACAAGCAUUCAUUCCACCAGAGGAGGACUUGUAGAACAGAAAGUCAUAGACGCUAAAACUGGUGUUGGCUGUCAACGAAAAUACCCGCAGGGAAGCACCCGAGAGAGAAAGAGAACAUGGCAAGAAGGUACCAUCGCAGGUUACAAAAGACAGGCUCCAGGGACCGAUGCCAAAGCAACUCACCCAACUGGAGCAGGUGGAGUCGAAGUCAAAAGGAGUUGGCAUUUCAUGGGUGUCCAAGAGGCUGUUUCUUUUGGUAAAAGUGUUAAUUCUGAAAGUAAUGAAGAAAAGGUGUUAUUGGAAGGAAGAGGUUCAGAAUCCAAAGGCAAGCAGGCCAAAGUUGCAAAGAGAAAAGAUGAAUCUGGUAAGAGAUGCGCUAAAUUUGCUGCGGGGAAAGACAAGAGGGGAACGAAAAGGGCAGCGAGUAACGAGGGUGAUGACAAUGACCACUUCAAUCCUGGUCGGAGUGCAAAGCACGGGCAGAGCACAAAGUGCAUAGCCAAAAAUGACUAUAGCUGGGACGGCCUAAACCCAGAUGGACAGUGUCGUGCAGCAGUUGGUGUGUCAGGACAAGCCAAGCCAUCACCAAUUCCUGCAGAUGCAUCAGAUGCUGCAACAGUGAAGAACGUGAGAACAUGGGGGUCAGUCUAUGUUGAAAGAGGGCACAUCAUUUAUUGUAACGACAACAGGGAAUGUUUGCCAAAAAGUUUUCUACUAAAUUGCUUGCAGGGAUGUAGUUCAGGGGGUCAACGACUUGUAGAAGCGAUCUUCUUGAGCAGCGAUGCAUUUGGGAACAAUGGAAAAAAACAGCCUAACAACUACUGGAGAAAGAGGAGGCUCCCAAAGCGCUACUGGAAGAUGAAGAACGUGUUCUUUAGGUUGCUGCGAAAUUAUAAAAGAUGUCCUUAUCGGCUGCUAUUGAAUAGAAAUUGUGCGGUUAUCAUUCGGAAGGACAACAGUGUUUCAUGUUCUGAGGGAAAUCCUACCCCUUCAGUAAAUGAGUCAAAUUCAUUUUCUACUGUGAAGAUGCCUUGCAAGCCUGACAGUGACCACCUUGAAGUGAAUCGAGUUACUGGCGGAGCAACAAACCUUAUUGCAACACAGGGCCCCGUGUUAAGGAGGAAAAACUUGGAGGAUCAUACCUCAGUAAAUAAGAGUGUCCCUGGUCUCAGUUGUCCAAAUGACUUGCAUUUGGAAGCAGAGACGGGCUCUUUGCAACCUUCAGAAAUCCCUAAUUUACGCUGCCAACACAAACGCCCAACCGGAAUCCCAGCAGGAAAGCAGAAAGUAAAUAAAGAGCUCAAAGUAUUUGCAGAUUUCGAUCAGACAGGGAUGGCAUCUGGUUCGGAUGGUGACUUGCUACAGUUGCUCAAACAGUACAGUAGCCCGCUUCAGGUAUACAGAUUUGUCAGGGAGUGUCUGCUCAGAGUGAUAUCAGAUGAGCUAUGGGGCUCCAACCACAAUAAAUACAGAUUCCUAAAGAAUGUGAAGAAAUUAAUUUCCCUGGGGAAAUAUGACCGGUUCUCUCUCAGUGAACUGAUGUGGAAAAUGAGAGUGAACGACUGCACUUGGCUUCAGCUCAACAACGGUCAAUGCUCCGUUUCACCAUCUGAACACCGGUUACGUGAAGAAAUCCUGUCCAAGUUCCUCCUUUGGUUAAUGGGCACUUACGUUGUACAUCUGCUCAAGUCCUUUUUUUACAUCACUGAGACCAUGUUCAUGAAAAACAUGCUUUUUUACUACAGAAAAUGUGUCUGGAAUAAGAUAGAAAAGAUUGGCAUUCGGAAUCAUCUCGCAAAGGCGCAACUGCAACCGUUAUCUAAGGAAGAGUGGGCGAGGAAGCAACGGCAGAAAACCGCAAUUCCAUCUUAUGCACUCCGAUUUAUUCCUAAACGAAAUGGUCUGCGGCCCAUAGUGAAAAUGAGGAACAUAACGGGAUCCAAGAAGUGCGUCAAAGGGAGUAACGCGAGAAAGAUUCAGUACUUUGACUCUCAGACGAAAAUCCUGUUCAGUGCGUUGAAUUACGAAUGCAGAAGGAACCCAGACCUUGUGGGCUCCUCCGUGUUUGGACUUGAUGACAUAUACAAAGCAUGGAGGCAGUUUGUGUUAUUGCAUUUGAGAAACGACAAAAUGAGAACCCCGUAUUAUUUUGUGAAGGCAGAUGUUACUGGCGCCUAUGACACCAUCCCUCACGCAAAGCUUGUGGACGUGAUUUCACGAGUGCUGGAUCCCAAAGUCCAAGAGAACUACUGCAUCCGGCGUUAUGCCUCAAUCUGGAGCAAUUCAGCAGGACAGAUUAGAAAGUCAUUCAAAAGACAGGCUUUUACUAUGAUGGACUUGAUGCCAAACAUGAAGGAGUUUGUGUCCCAUCUGCAGCAGCAAACCUCUCUGCAAAAUGCUGUCCUAGUUGAUCAGGGUCUGACGUUGAAUGAGAACUCUGGAGACUUGUUCAGUCAUUUCAAGCAACUGAUCGUGGAGAACGUGAUUAGAAUUCAGGAUAAGUACUAUGUCCAACGUCGUGGGAUUCCACAGGGCUCGAUCCUCUCAACCUUACUCUGCAGUCUGUGCUAUGGGGACAUGGAAAACCAGCUUUUCCAAGGAAUUCAGAAGGACGGGUUGUUGCUGCGACUGAUUGAUGACUUUUUGCUAGUCACGCCUCACUUAUCACAAGCACAACGCUUUCUGAGAAUGCUGACCGCGGGAAUUCCAGAAUAUGGUUGUUUCAUUCACCCCAAUAAAACAAUGGUGAACUUCCCAUUAGACAAUGAUCUUCUGGGCUGCAUCAAUGUCAAGACACUACAGGAGCAUUGUCUCUUCCCUUGGUGUGGUUUGUUACUCAAUACACAGACCCUCGAAGUCUACUGUGACUACUCCAGUUAUGCAAACACCUCCAUCACAUCAAGCCUGACCUUCAACUGCAGUUCUAAAGCUGGGCAAAACCUGAGGCAAAAGCUGCUGGCAGUUCUGAAACUGAAGUGUCACCAGAUCUUCCUGGACCUGGAGGUCAGUACAUUGAGAACAGUUAGCAUCAAUGUCUACAAAAUAUUUCUUCUCCAGGCGUACAGAUUCCAUGCUUGUGUCAUGCGGUUCCCAUUCGGACAAAGAGUGAGAGACAAUCCUUCGUUCUUCCUCUCAGUUAUCUCUGACAUGGCUUCUUGUUGCUACUCCAUACUUAAGACUAAAAACGAAGGGAUUGCUUUAGGAUUUCAAGACGCCUCUGGUCCUUUUCCUUAUGAAGCGGCUCAGUGGCUGUGUGGCCACGCUUUUAUUGUCAAACUGUCCAGCCACAGAGCCAUUUACAAGUGUCUGCUGAGGCCACUGAAAACUUGCAAGGCUGAGUUGCAGAGAAAACUCCCAAACUCAACAAUCCUGCUCCUCCAGCCCAUAACGGAACCUGCCCUUCACCGAGAGUUUGAUCUCAUAUUGGAUUGAAGGGAAAUCAGAUAUUCGGAGUCCAAUUAGUGAAGAAAUUAUCAUUCUGAAUUUUAUCAGUUGAUAAGAAAAAAGAGACUUGCUUGAAGCAUGAGAUUUGCUUUAAGCAUAAGAUUUGCUUGAAGCUGUUUGUUGAAUGUUCCCUGGUUACCACAGAACUUGUAUUUGUCCACCUCGGUGUUAGCCUAGAACUGAUGUUAGCCUACAAGAUGCUGUUUGAUAUCUGCUACAUUUUGUAAUGUGCACUGCCCAUGGUGACUACUGUUUGCACUCUGUCCUUUAUCUAAAACGAAAAGGAUUACUGAUAUAAGAUUGUACUGGGAAAUUCUGUGCUGAAUAUGCAAUAAAUAAUUCUAAAGAAUGCCUUGUACCA
Molecule: messenger RNA, 4858 nt
Organism: Callorhinchus milii (elephant shark)
Lineage: Eukaryota; Metazoa; Chordata; Chondrichthyes; Chimaeriformes; Callorhinchidae
Gene: tert
Product: telomerase reverse transcriptase
Exons: 17
Coding region: 1-4485 (1494 amino acids)
Biological process (GO): telomere maintenance via telomerase
Cellular component (GO): telomerase catalytic core complex
Molecular function (GO): telomeric repeat DNA binding; telomerase RNA binding
Source: RefSeq, a predicted model, not a curated record